Branchiostoma floridae (Florida lancelet) is the source of this 4263-nucleotide messenger RNA. RefSeq lists its product as uncharacterized. The transcript is spliced from 10 exons. NCBI's taxonomy places the organism in Eukaryota, Metazoa, Chordata, Leptocardii, Amphioxiformes, Branchiostomatidae. Gene Ontology annotation, molecular function: ATP binding; protein kinase activity. Gene Ontology annotation, biological process: protein phosphorylation. The record is from RefSeq and is a predicted model, not a curated record. Bases 82 to 3108 code for a protein of 1008 amino acids.
GCAGCGGCCCUGAGCGGUCACGCAUAUCUAGAUCAGGUUGUUGACACUAAAAACACGGAUCUCAGUGACAUUGUCCUCAACAUGGCGACGGAAGUCAGUGAGGAGAAGGCACAGUUGACCGAAGAUGAAGUAGCCAGUGUUCGGAACCUGCGCGAGGCUAGGAGGCUUUCGAGCAAUCACAACAUUUCGCUGGAAGGAGUGAAGACCCUGGAGCAAAUAAAAGAGAGGCUGCUUCAACAUGUGUUGGACAAAACGACGACGAAGGAAGACUUUGAAAUUCUUGCUGUCGUAGCAGACCUAAAAGAUGACGACAGAAGAAAGCGACAGUUAUUAAAGGAGCGCAUCAAGGAGAUGAGAGAGUUCCUGAGGGGCUGUGACAGAAGCGUCGAGGCGCACCUCAGAAUAGAGCAGACGGUAACAGACGUCGAGCAGGACUUUGAUUCCCGACUCGAGCAGUUGGAGUCGGACUGCCCUAUUCUCGUGGCAGGCGAAACCUCGUCAGGCAAAAGCAGUUUGAUCAACCUUCUCUUAGGAGAAGAUCUACUCCCAUCAGCCCAUCUUAGCAGCACGUCUGUCAUCUGUAAGAUCAGGUACGGGGACAAGAAAAGAGCCGUCAUCAACUACGCUGACGGUCGGCAGGAAACCCUCCCCCUCCCGGAUGGAGAGGAUGCAGAGUCGUUCACGUCUGUUCUCCACACCCACCUGCACAAGAAGGCAGACAGAGAGAAGCGGUCCCAAUAUCAAGAUGUGGAAAUAUUCGUUCCACUGAAAUUUCUGAAGAGUGGUAUCUUCAUCGUAGACGGCCCGGGGAUUGGAGAGAAUGAGGCCAUGGACAGCGUGCUGCUGGACUACCUUCCAAGUGCAUUCGCCUUCAUCUACGUCAUCAAGAGUGACAACGCCGGUGGCGUGCAGAAAGAUAGGCUUCAACAGUUAUUGAAAACUGUUGCAAAAAGAGCCAAGCUACAGACAGUGAACCCUGCCGCCGCCAUGUUCGUCUGUAACAGGUGGGAUUUGGUCGAAGAAAGUGAGCGUGAGAAAGUGAGACGUGACACAGUCCACAAGUUGAAGACGUGUUGGCCAGGAUUCAGGCAGACGCAGCUCUUCUUCAUGGACAGCAAGUCCGAACUGGAGAACUCCAGGCACGGUCACAGGUCACGGGAUUUCGAGAACCUCCUGUAUGGCAUCCGAAACCUCAUCCCAUGCAGUCUGCAGGCAAAGAUACGUGCCUCCUCCAGGUGGCUUGAGUACCUCGUCAGCCGUGUUCUCCAUCACGUGAAGACAUACUUGUAUAAGUCAAAGAUGACCAGCAUCAAGCUCAAGGAAGUUUUCCGUCAGACAAGAGAGAAUUUGAAAGAGAUCCAAGGUGAAGCAGACAAAACCAUAUCCAUGCUAAGCAAAGAGGUACAAAAAAGUAUCGAAGGAGCAGUAGGCCAUCUGAAGACCUACCUGGAGUCACCGGAGGCAGAGCACGCCAUGAAAGGUUGGAGGAAAACGGUCAUCCCAGAAGUGACGGAAGGAGUCGAGUGGGAGGUUGUGAUGUACGAAAUGGAGACCUGCAUCAGUAAUCGCAUGGAGAAGGUUGUAGAGGAAUGGGGGGCGGAGAAAGGCAACAUGGGGUCUGAGAUGGACCGCCUGAUGGACCGGUUGAAGACCGAAAUCACCCCACUUCAACUUCGGCUGAAACAAAUUGAAGAAGAGAUCGAGGUUAUUGGGAAAAGUGGUAAGAACCAGUCGGAGAUAGUGAGACGCAUCUCUUUGGGGAGGUUUAUGCGAACGUUCGACCAGGAUGAGGUGGGGAUCGAGAGCACCUCCAUGAAGAGAUUGGACCGAAAAGACAGUACCACCAACAUGGAUCUGACGUCGUCCCUUCUGGCCCUCAGCAUUGUUGGAGCUGUCGCAGCAGGACCGGUUCUCGCUUUCUACGGUGUGCAGUCUCUCCGGAAGAAGUACAAAGACAAGAAAGAAAAGGACAGGUAUGCAGAAGAGGGGCCAAAGUACGUCGAAAAAAAGGCGGUUGAAGCCCUAAAGGAGUUUUGCAAGAACGACGAAGGGAUUCGCAAGUACGUAGAGGAAAGCUACAAGCCAAUUCGAGAUCGGAUGGAGAGCUUCCAAACCAGCCUCCAGAAGCAAGUGAAGGCACAGCUGCAGCUCAUGGCAAAGAUCGAAGACGACCGCCGAAGCAAGCAGCAGCUUGACUCCGACUUCAAUCCUAUGCUGAAGACGAUGGAAGAAAUGCAAGCUAAACUGGAACUGUUCAACCUACAGGAGCUCCCCCUGGUGCAUCCUGAUGCUGUCUGUUGCCAGAGUACAGAGGAAACCGUUGUAAGCAACUCAGUCCUUGCCGUAUGUGUCAAGGGAUCUAUGGAAGGAAGGGAGGUGAUUAUCAAGAAAUCCCUCGGUGCAAUCGAUGUUGAAAGUGCGCGAGACAUUGGAAGGAUGAGAAACAUUCACCAUCCAAACAUUUUGGCUUUCAAGGGAGUCGACUUUUCAUCAGGUGCACCCAGACUGGUCCUUCAGACAGCUGACAAAACUCUGCGGCAAUUACUCCCUGUCGGUGCUGUUCACUACAGCAGUGGGUACGUCUUCCGACACACCAUCCUGCCUGCCAUCAGGGCAAUCUCUGACGCCCUCUCCUACCUGCACGAGAACAACCUUGUCAGCUUUGAGUUGUCACAGGACACAGUCCAGUUUGAAGCUAAGGGAGACAAUCAGUUCAAGCUUCUUCACGUCGGCGUCCCCCGAAAGGUUAACCUUCCUCCAGAUGUCGACAAGAAGGGAGGGGCGUUCGUCUACCUCCCACCUGAGACGCUCCAGGGAGAUCACCUGUACGACAGUCGCUCUGACAUGUACAGCCUCGGGCUGAUGAUGUGGGAACUGUGGUACCACCAAAAGGCAUUCGAUGCUGUGACUGACCUGCCAUUGGACAUGUUCCUCGGAGUUAUGGACGACAGGUGCCCGAGCACAUCCGACCCCGGCCCGAUGAACGGCAUGUCUGCGGACGUGGGGAACAGAUGGAGGGACAUGAUUGACAGGUGCCUUGUGCUGUCAAGAGAAGGACGAGACAUUUCCCCAUCUGACGUCAUCAAGGUUCUAGACAGUAUCCCGUGAGACAAUUUCAAGUCACAGCUUGAGGCUGGAGUGUGAGGUUUUUGAAAAAAAAAAAGACUGGGCAGUAAUCAUUGAAGACGGAAAUAAACGUGAAAAUUAUGUGAUAAGUACAAUAUUGCAACUGUUACUUACACAACUAACCAUUUCUAAGAGGUCAAAGUUAUUAGAGGCAAGCGCCUUCAGUCAUUUCUUUUAGGAACAUGGCACGACGAGAAACUAUGUAACUAUGGACUGACUAUGAGAAGAUGGACUUAUAUCAUGUUGACUAUUUCGAACAUGUUUAUGAAAUGGUGAACUUUAAAUUAUUGUGCAAUAACCCACUGGAGAUUUAUCAAGGUGAAAUAUGGGCUUUGAGGGCAAAAGUCUUUUGAAAUACUCUAGAGAUGUAUGAAAUAGACUCUAGGUGAUAUAUAAAUUUACCGACAUAUUUUGUGACACUGUGAUACACAUUAACACAUUGUGCGCUUGUACACAAAAAUUGGCAUUGAAUAAACAGUUUUAGUCCAUGCGUGUUCUUGUUCUUGAAAUUGCACGAGGAGUAUAUGCAUUUUAACUUGUUUCAUGCUGAAGGUACACGGAAUAGUAUUGCAAGUCAAUUGAAAUUUCAAAAUGUGCUUGUUUCAAAAUCUGUUCAUUUCAGUGCAUUGCGUAAGAUUCAGUUUGUCUCGAUUUUAAAGUCUUCUGUUCACUACCUUAGGAAUGAGAAAUAAGCUGUUAUCUUUGGGCCAACUUUGGGCGCCACUGGUGUUUGACCUUAGUACUGCAGCAGAACCUCAAUAUUUGUCCGGAAUGUGCUAUUAAUCAUGUUGUUAUUGUUGUGGGAAUUGAGAAUAGAGUGAAAAUGAUUGAAGCCACACAUUUAUUCCCAUGUCGAUUUUUGUUUAAUGUUCCAGGUGAGUUGCGUCUUGAGAUAUAUCCGAUAGGUGGCAGUUUUGCAAUGCAAAUUGAACCAGGCCGCAAUGAAAUGGCUGACAUUAACCCUCUGAAAUCAGAGGUAAGAGUGACACGAUUGUAAGAAAAUGCUUCCAAAUCGCUGUUUUACUUGAUUCAGGAUGAGCAUGGCACCCUUGCUGCCAUCAAGGGAUACUAGUUACGUUACAAAUGUGUGAAAAUGUGUGUGAAAAGUGUGAUUUUAGUACCAGCCGAUGUAGAAAA